Molecule: messenger RNA, 525 nt
Organism: Rosa rugosa (rugosa rose)
Lineage: Eukaryota; Viridiplantae; Streptophyta; Magnoliopsida; Rosales; Rosaceae
Exons: 1
Coding region: 1-525 (174 amino acids)
Source: RefSeq, a predicted model, not a curated record
AUGGCAGUCCCGGCCUACCCCAUGUCUGUUUUCCUAAUGCCAGCCACUCUCUGUAAAGCUAUCAACUCUGAUAUCUCAAAUUUCUGGUGGGGCUUUUCUGACUCAAAGGAAAAAACUCAUUGGAAAGCUUGGGAUGUUCUCUGUAAAUCCAAAUUGGAAGGGGGCAUGGGUUUCAAAGACCUUCUGAUCUACAAUAAGGCCCUCCUAGCGAAACAAUGCUGGAGACUGUUGAAGAACCCCGAUGCGUUGUGGAGCAGAGUCUUGAAAGCCAGGUAUUUUUCCAACUCGUCCUUCCUGUUGGCUAAGAAAGGAGCACGCCCCUCCUGGAUCUGGAACAGCCUUCUUGCAGGAAGAGAAACCAUUUCUAAGAAUGCUCUUUGGCAAAUUGGAAACGGUAGAAGUGUGGAUGUCUGGACGGAUAGAUGGGUUCCCAGUAAGAACGGUGUUCCAAUCAAGCCAACUGAUACCUCUAACCGGUUCACACCUCUAAGAGUGGAAGAGAUAAUUGAUGAGAACAGGAGAUGA